Messenger RNA from Kalmanozyma brasiliensis GHG001, 1650 nucleotides. RefSeq names its product Aldehyde dehydrogenase. The coding region runs from base 1 to 1650 and encodes 549 amino acids. The transcript has a single exon. The record is from RefSeq and is a predicted model, not a curated record. NCBI's taxonomy places the organism in Eukaryota, Fungi, Basidiomycota, Ustilaginomycetes, Ustilaginales. Gene Ontology annotation, molecular function: aldehyde dehydrogenase (NAD+) activity.
AUGCCUGAGCCAAUCGUCACCCCCGCAGCGCCCGCUGCCCCUACCUCCACGUCCAAGAUGGCCAACUCGCCUCUUAACAUCGAGUCCGUCUUCGCGGCGCUCGACCUGCCCGCUCCCGGCUCGCGCAUCGAAGGCGUGUUCGACGGCACCUCCUGGUCGCACGGCCAGUCCACCUCCUCCACGCUCACCUCGACCAACCCCGCCACCGGUGCCACGCUUGCUACGGUCACCUCGGCCACACCUGCCCAAGUCUCCUCGGUCCUCGCUGCCGCCCGCACCGCCCAGCGCACCUUUGCCGCCCUCCCUGCGCCAAAUCGCGGUGCGAUCAUGAAGGACAUCUGCUCGGCCUACAUCGCGCACAAGGACGCCCUCGGGGCGCUCAUCUCGUUCGAAAUGGGCAAGGUUCUCUCCGAAGGUCGGGGUGAGGUGCAGGAAGUGAUCGAUGUGGCAGAUAUGGCGGUGGGUCUGUCGCGCAGCAUCGUAGGUAACGUCCUCCCUUCCGAGCGACCGGGCCAUGUGAUCUAUGAGAUCCCCAAUCCCCUCGGUCUGGUGGGUGUCAUUACCGCGUUCAACUUCCCCGUUGCCGUGCAUGGCUGGAACUUCUGUCUCAGCUUCAUCGCCGGUAAUGCGACGGUGUGGAAGCCCUCCCCGACUACGCCGCUGACCGCGAUCGCCACGACAAAGUUGAUCGUCAAGGUGCUCCAGAAGCAUGGGUUGCCGGGUGCACUGGUCGGACUGGUCUGCGGAGAUGUCGAGACGGGUCAGAGUCUCACCCGCGAUGACAGGGUGCAGUUGACCAGCUUUACGGGUUCCGAGAAGAUCGGCAAGAUCGUUGCCCAGGACGUGGCGGGGAGGUUGGGCAAGAUUCUGCUGGAGUUGGGAGGGAACAACGCAGCGAUCGUGCUGGACGAUGCGGAUCUCGAGCUGGCCGUUACUGGUGUGGCGUUUGCUGCGGUGGGUACGGCUGGUCAGAGGUGUACGACGACGAGGAGGCUGUUGUUGCAGCGCGGCAUUGCGGAUCGGUUCUGCGAAAGACUGGUCAAGUUCUAUCAGAGUCUGCAGACCAAGGGUCUGAUUGGGGAUCCUACGCAGAGUGGUAUUCUAUGUGGUCCGCUGCAUUCCAAGGCUGCAGUGGAGAAGUACUGGGAGACGCUGGACAGCAUCCGUUCGAGCGGUGGCAAGGUUCUUUUCGGACCCGAAUCGCCAUCUGCUACUGGGCUGCCUACGCACCUUGAGGGGAAGGGCAACUACGUGUUGCCCGCCAUCACCAUGCCUUCCUCCUCCACCUCGGCCGUUUUCGACGAAGAGGUCUUUGCUCCCAUCCUCAACAUUGCCGUCUUUGACACGCUCGACGAGGCCAUCGCGCUCAACAAUUCCGUUCGUCAAGGUUUGAGCUCCAGCCUGUUCACCUCGGCCCUGACCAACAUUGGCGCCUGGCAGGGCGCGCUCGGUAGCGACUGCGGCAUUGUCAAUGUCAAUGUCAGCACGAGUGGUGCCGAGGUGGGUGCCGGGUUUGGGGGCAAUAAGGCGACCGGUUGGGGUAGGGAGUGCGGUGGUGAUGCGUGGAAGCAGUACUGCAGGUGGGCGACGAGUACGGUCAACUACAGUGGGAAGGUGGCGCUUGCUCAGGGUGUAACGUUUGAUGCUUAA